GUUCAGUCUCGCUGGAAGCGUCCAAUAGACAAGUUGCAAAUAACGGAACUACACAAAAAACUGCAUUUCAAUUCUGUGCUUUGACAAAGGGAUUGUGCUGCUGCUGCUGCUGUUGCUGAGUCAGUCAAGCACCUGGUGUGGCAUCAACAUGCUUAAUCAAGCAUUGAUACUGCUCUUGGGUUUGAUCGCAGCCCCCUCGAGUGGCCAAGGAGCUCAGAUACUCGGACUGUUUGGACAUCCCGGCAAGAGUCACUUUGACUUCUUUCGCCCCAUGUUUGUGGAACUCGCGCAGCGUGGACACAACAUCAGCAUGUACAGCUAUUUCCCGCUGAAGCAGCCAGUGGCCAAUUACACGGAUUAUGUUUUCAAAGGCAUGCCGCUGCUGACAGACAUUGUGGAUCUGCAGAUCUUUGAACAGGAGUCGCAACUAUUGGGUUUCAUUCCCUUCAAGGUGCCCACGUUCUUCAUGCUCAACGAUUGGGGAUUGCGCUCCUGCAAGGUGGCCUUGAACUCACCGCUGAUUGCCGAUCUGUUGAGCUCCCCCUUGCGCUAUGAUGUUAUCAUCAUGGAGCAUUUCUCCAACGAUUGCUUGGCUUCUGUGGCGCACCUCUUGGAUGCUCCAGUCAUUGCUCUGAGUAGUUGUGCCAUUAUGCCGUGGCAUUACAAACGCAUGGGCACACCGUUCAUUAACCCCACGAUGCCCAUGAGUUUUCUGACCUACACGGAUCAAAUGGAUUUUAUGGCUCGACUCAAUAACUUCUUACACUUUCACACUGUCAAUGUGCUUUACAAUUUCAUUACACAGCCAGCCACGGACGCGCUGAUAAGCCAACGCUUUGGCUUUGGCCUACCGCCGAUUAAUGAAAUUGUGAAGAACACAAGUCUCAUGCUCAUAAAUCAACAUCAUUCCCUGACUGGCGCCCAGCCUUAUGCUCCCAACGUAGUCGAAGUGGGAGGGCUGCAAGUGGGAAAGGCAAAACCUCUUCCGAAGCACCUGGAACAACUUUUCAACUCAUCCAGUCAAGGUGUCAUCUAUAUAAGCUGGGGUUCGAUGGUCAAUCCCAGUACGUUGCCUCCUCUCAAGCGUCAGGCCUUAUAUGAUGCAAUCUCUAAGCUGCCCGGCUACACCUUUGUAAUGCGCAUGAACAAUCAAACUGGAAACGAGGGCAAGCCCAAGAAUCUCUUCAACUACGAGUGGCUGCCACAGCGGGAUCUGUUGUGUCAUCCCAAGGUCAAGGCCUUCGUUUCACAUGGCGGACUCUUGGGCACCACGGAAGCUGUCUACUGUGGCGUCCCAAUGCUGGUGACACCCUUCUAUGGAGAUCAGUUCCUCAAUGCUGGAGCGGUAGAACAACGACGCUUUGGUGUUAUUGUCAGCUUUAAUGAGUUUGAUGAGCCACAUCUAAGCCAGGCUCUCAACACCAUACUGAACGAGAAUUUUGCAUCACAAAUGAAACGUUCGACUGUUGCCUUCCGAGAGAGGCCCCAAGAACCUCUCGAACUGGCGAUCUGGUGGAUCGAGCAUGUGAUCGCCACUGGUGGAGCUCCCCUAUCACGAAGUGUGGCCAGGAAUAUCAAUUGGCUUGUCUACAACUCAUUCGACAUCUACGUGUUCUGCCUUAGCAUCGUUCUAUUGUUCUUCAUCGCACUCUGGCAGCUAUCAAAGCUCCUCAAAUGGGCUGGUGACAAGUUUAGCAGUUCGACGAAACCCAAAACAAAAAAUUCUACAUAUUCACCAACUAAAAAGAUGUCGCGAAUGUUGCUGAUGUUGCCGCUGUUGCUGUCGACGCUGCACAUCUUGGGCCACCAAGUGGAUGCAGGUCGUCCACUGAAGGUGCUCGGAUUGUUUCCGCAUCCCGGCGUCAGUCAUUUCCACUUCUUUCAACCCAUCAUGCAUGCGCUGGCCGAGGGUGGACACGACGUCAGUGUGGUUAGUCAUUUUCCUAGUAAAAAUCCACCCAUACGCUACAAGGAUUUUCCGCUUACCGGCAUGGACAAGCUAACGAAUAGUGUGGACCUCAAGUUUUUCGAAAAGCGCGCCUUCUACAAUCACUUUGUGGAAUUCUUUUUGCUCCACGAAUGGGGCAAGCAGUCGUGCAAUUCGACACUGCGCUCGGAUGCGUUGCAGACGAUCCUUAAGAAGAAGGCAGGCUACUAUGACGUCAUCGUGAUGGAACAAUUCAACACGGACUGCAUGAUGGGCGUGGCGCAUCAACUACAAGCCCCCAUCGUCGCCUUGAGCAGUUGUGCUCUGAUGCCCUGGCACUAUGAACGCAUGGGAGCACCCAUAAUCCCCUCCCACAUCCCGGCACUCUUUAUGGCCCAAUCACAGGACAUGGACUUUGCAGGUCGCCUGGCCAAUUGGUUCACCUUUCACGCACUCAACUGGAUGUACAAACUGAUCUCGAUUCCCGCUGCGGAUGCUUUGGUGCAGUACAAGUUUGGCCAUGAUUUGCCCUCAGUGGGUGAGCUGGCGAAGAACACAUCUGUGUUCCUGGUAAAUCAACACUAUUCCCUCAGUGGACCCAAGCCUCUGCCCCCCAAUGUCAUCGAGGUGGGCGGCCUACACAUUCAGAAAUCCAAACCGUUGAGUGCUGAAUUGCAGCGACUUCUGGACAGUGCUGAGGAAGGCGUCAUCCUCAUCAGUUGGGGCUCCAUGAUACGAGCAAAUUCGUUGUCGACCGCCAAGCGGGAUGGCAUUGUACGUGCCGUGGCUCGACUUAAGCAGCAGGUGAUCUGGAAGUGGGAGAAUGAGACGUUGCCCAACAAACCAGCCAACAUGCACAUCAUGAAGUGGUUGCCACAACGCGAUAUUCUCUGUCAUCCCAAUGUGAAGGUGUUUAUGACCCACGGCGGUUUAAUGGGCAGCUCGGAAGCGGCUUACUGUGGAGUGCCAACCGUUAUAACGCCCAUGUAUGGUGAUCAGUUCCUCAAUGCCGCUGCUUUGGUGCAGCGUGGCAUGGGAGAGCUGCUUAACUACGAGGACAUUUCCGAGAACAGCGUAAUGCGGUCCUUGAAGCGUGCCCUAGAUCCUAAAUAUGCCGAGGCUGCCAAGAUUGUGUCCCAUUCCUUCCACCAUCGACCACAGCAGGCGUUGCAAUCAGCGAUCUGGUGGGUGGAGCAUGUUGCCCACACAGGCGGAGAUCACCUUAUCAAACCUAGUUCUGUGGAGAUGUCACGUUUCGUCUACUACUCACUGGAUGUUUACCUUGUUGUGGGCAGCAUUCUGGCCAUUGUCAUUAUUAGUUGGGUUUCCCUCAUCCAGCGAUGCCGCGGCAAGAGACCAGAGCAGAAAAACAAGCGGGAUUCUAUUACAUAUUCGAAAGAAUACUUGCGAAGUAUUCGAAAAUUAAUUAUGAAUCUGUGUAAAAUGGGUUCAAAAUGCAAUUGGAUGUGGUUGCUGCUCUUUUCACUGUUUUCCUGUCUGGAUACAAGUCAUUCCCUUAAGAUCUUGGGCCUCUUUCCGCAUCCAGCCAUCAGUCACUUUCAGUUCUUUCACCCGAUUCUGCGCGGUCUGGCGGAAAGUGGUCACAACGUGGAUGUCAUUAGUCCGUAUCCGGAUGCACAGCCACCACUUGGCUACACAGACUAUCCGCUAGCCAGUAAUUUCAGCAUUACACUGGAUUUUAAUAUCUUUGAGGGACGUCGCCUGUUAUUUCUGCUGCCUUAUGUGGAUUUCUCUUAUCUCUAUGCCUAUGGCAACGAUGCUUGCCGCGAGACACUUUACAGCGAUGGAUUGGAGCAGGUGCUCAAGCAUCCACCAGGCUAUUAUGAUGUCAUACUCAUGGAGCACUUCAACACGGAUUGCCUAAUGGGCGUGGCCUACAAGUUAAAAGCUCCGGUUGUGGCACUCUGCAGCUCCGCCAUGAUGCCCUGGCACUACGAACGCGUGGGCGCUCCCUUGAUUCCAUCGUAUAUAUCUGCUCUGUUUCUGGGUCAAUCACAGCAGAUGGACUUUGGCGCACGUCUGGGUAACUGGGUGGCCACACACUCGCUCAACUUGCUCUACAAGUUGUGGAAUGUGCCUGCUGCUGAUGAGCUGCUGUUACAAAGAUUUGGCCCUGGCAUUCCAAGCACUGCUGAGCUGGUGAAGAACACCUCAUUAAUACUCCUCAACCAGCACUUCUCGCUGAGUGGCCCCAAGCCACUGCCACCCAAUGUCAUCGAGGUGGGCGGCGUGCACGUCCGGCAGCCUAAGCCUUUAAGUUCGCAGCUGCAGCAGUUACUGGAUAAUGCCGAGCAUGGCGUGAUUGUCAUCAGCUGGGGAUCGCAACUCAAGGCGCAUUCUUUAAAUAGCGAGAAGCGUGAUGGCUUGCUGCGUGCAUUGGCGCGUCUCAGGCAACAGGUGAUCUGGAAGUGGGAGAACGAAACGUUGCCCAAUCAGCCAUCAAACGUCCACAUCAUGAAGUGGCUGCCACAAAGAGACAUACUGGGACAUCCCAAUUGCGCAUCUUUUUUCACACAUGGUGGACUGCUUGGCCUAACCGAAGGCGUCUCCAGUGGAGUGCCCAUCGUUGGUAUGCCCAUUUGUGGUGAUCAGUUCCUGAACAUUGCUUCGCUGGUCGAACGUGGCAAUGCAGUAAACUGGACUUUGCCACCCUCAGUGAGGAGACUGUUUUUUGAGGCUUUGUCCCUUGCCUUGAAUCCGGAGUACAAGUUGAAUGCCCAAAGGAUUGCCACCGCAUACAAUAACCGCCCACAGCCGCCGUUGGACACUGCCGUGUGGUGGGUGGAGCAUGUGGCAGAGACACGUGGUGCACCACUGCUGCAGCCCAGUGCUGUGCAUCUCAGUCGCUUUGUUUACUACUCGCUGGACGUGUACUCGGCCAUUGCUGGCGUGCUGCUAAUAAUCCUCAUCAGCUUUGUGGCACUCUGGCGUCUCUGCUGCCGCUCCAAGCCCAAGCGGAAGCAGAAAUCCAAGCGCAAUUAA
Drosophila nasuta is the source of this 4930-nucleotide messenger RNA. RefSeq names its product UDP-glycosyltransferase family 36 member D1. Lineage: Eukaryota; Metazoa; Arthropoda; Insecta; Diptera; Drosophilidae. Gene Ontology annotation, molecular function: UDP-glycosyltransferase activity. The record is from RefSeq and is a predicted model, not a curated record.